UCUCAAAUGAUCUAUUAAAUUAAACACAGUGAAUCAAAAGAAAAAAAAAAUCUCUACGAAUGACAAAACCCAACUGCACUACGAUGAACGUCUUGUGUAAAAUUGUUUUCGUUUUUCAAAUAUUUUUUAUUGCCAGUGCGAAGAAUGCACAUCUCAUCAAUCAAUUGGAAAUAUUUAAUUUUAUUUCACCUGGAAUAUUACCGGAUCGAACGAAUCGAAUAGAAGAUAUAUAUCUACGUUUUUAUAAUGGUAACUUAUUUGAAGAAUAUGUGGACAUACCGCUUAGCCAAGCAAGUCGACUACUCGAGGUUAAAGGCUUCGAAAACAGUAAUCCCACCGUCCUUUACAUACAUGGCUUCAUAGAAACGGCUCAGCAAGAAAGUGUACAGGUCAUGGUGAAUGCGUACUUAGAAUCUAGACCGGCGACAAAUAUUGUAUUACUAGACUGGUCCAAUAUGGCUCAUGGCUCAUAUUUAGUUAAUGCUGCAAGAAAUACUAAAAAGGUCGGGAUAGCAUCCGCGGAACAGAUAAAUACUUUAAUAGAAUCAGGCCUACAAAUGGAAAAAAUGCAGAUUAUAGGACAUUCUCUUGGAAGUCACGUAGCUGGUUACUUAGCGAGAGAGCUCAAAAAUAAAUACAACAAAACUGUCAAAAGGGUAACAGCACUAGAUCCAGCGUUUCCCGCGUUUUAUCCAGACGGUGUAGUGAUGGAUCAUGUCACGGAUAAGGACGCAGAAUUCGUCGACGUGAUACAUACUGAUGCUGGCGGCUAUGGUGCACCAGUCCGGACUGGCACAGCAGAUUUUUGGCCGAACGGUGGAAAGAGUAUCCAACCAGGAUGCCCUCGAUUCGCGCCAAUGCCCCUUUCUGACGACAAUCUUUGCAGUCAUUGGCGGUCUUGGAAGUUCUACGCUGAGUCAGUGCGGAACCCCGAAGCUUUUGCAGCAUCACCAGCUGAUUCUUAUCACAAAUUUAGAGAAAAUCCGACACCAGAAGUUGGAAUGGUGUACAUGGGAGCGGAUUGCGACACGAGUGCUCGUGGAUCAUAUUAUUUAACAACAAAUGGCGAAUCUCCGUUUGGUAAGGGAAUGGACGGUAUUUACACAAAAAAUAAAAGUAACAAGGGAAAAAAUAUAUAAAAAAUUAUAUAUUAUUAGAAAAAGGUGAUUCUACUUAAUUACAAUAUGUCUUCAUAUUACAAAAAGGACCAAAUGCUUAAAAAAAUUACUAUUGUAAUUAAAAAUGACAUACUUUAGGUGUCUUGUUGGUUCAAAUAAAUAUUGGUCCUGUUA
Messenger RNA from Vanessa tameamea, 1292 nucleotides. Its product is annotated as pancreatic lipase-related protein 2. Gene Ontology annotation, molecular function: lipase activity. The coding region runs from base 60 to 1139 and encodes 359 amino acids. The transcript is spliced from 8 exons. Gene Ontology annotation, biological process: lipid catabolic process. NCBI's taxonomy places the organism in Eukaryota, Metazoa, Arthropoda, Insecta, Lepidoptera, Nymphalidae. The record is from RefSeq and is a predicted model, not a curated record.